Messenger RNA from Telopea speciosissima, 1376 nucleotides. Its product is annotated as myb family transcription factor PHL7-like. NCBI's taxonomy places the organism in Eukaryota, Viridiplantae, Streptophyta, Magnoliopsida, Proteales, Proteaceae. Gene Ontology annotation, molecular function: DNA binding; DNA-binding transcription factor activity. The record is from RefSeq and is a predicted model, not a curated record. The transcript is spliced from 7 exons. Bases 79 to 1071 code for a protein of 330 amino acids.
UGUUCGCGAGGAAGGAAGCUACGAGAGUUCGCCUGUAUUAUCAUCAGUCUUUAUUUUUAAUCAAAGGGUAAAUGACAAAUGUAUCAGCCAAAGACUCUACCUAGUUCAAAUUUAGUUUGCAGCAACUCAUUAGUUCAAGGCCAGCACCAAGACGGCAGUGCCACUUCAAUGGCUCCUAGAAGUGGAGGCAACAAUCUCAGCGGCAAUAACUCUAGUCUGGCCUCCAGGCAACGGUUACGUUGGACACAUGAGCUGCAUGAACGUUUUGUGGAUGCUGUGGCGCAACUUGGUGGCCCAGAUAGGGCUACUCCUAAAGGUGUGCUCAGAGUCAUGGGUGUACAAGGUUUGACUAUUUACCAUGUUAAAAGCCACUUGCAGAAAUAUCGGCUUGCAAACUAUGUCCCAGAGUCUUCAUCUGAUGGUAAGAAAGUUGACAAGAAAGAAUCAGGGGACUUGUCUACUGGCUUGGACGGUUCUUCUGGUAUACAAAUAACAGAAGCACUCAAGCUACAGAUGGAAGUGCAAAAGCGGCUGCAUGAGCAAUUAGAGGUCCAGAGGCAGCUACAGUUACGAAUAGAAGCCCAAGGCAAGUACCUGAAGAAGAUAAUGGAAGAACAAGAACGGCUAGGUGGUUUUCUUGGGGAAGCGCCUGGUUCUGUGCUUCCUACCCUACCCUCUGGCCACAGCUGUCCACAAUCCGACAACAAGACUGACCCAUCAACUCCUGCUUCAACUUCCGAGUCUCCCCUCCAAGACAAGGCUUCCAAGGAAUGUGCACCAGCAAAGAGUCUCUCCUAUGAUGAGUCUUUCUCAUCCCACCAUGAACCAUUGACACCGGAUUCUGGCUGCCAUGUCAGUUCACCAGCUAUGAGCCCGAAAGGCAAGAGGUCAGCUAAACAACACCCCUUGAGCAUGGGUUCUGCAGGUGCAAAACCAGAGAUUAUACUCACACACCAGAUACUAGAAUCAAGCUUGAGUUCUGGUUUCCGGCAACCAUGUUCAGUUUCAUCGAUUGGAGAUCAUUUAGAUCCCUCGUCUGGGAAACUCUUUGGUGAUGAAGAUCGGACUUGAAAUGUUCAGGGAAGUGAUGUAUGAUCAGUGUUCCACCGUUUUAUACAAUACAGGGCUCCUCUUCACCUUCCUGCUUUUGAAAAAUUAGAAAAGAUGUAAUUUUAGAAGAUAUCAUUCAUUAGGGGUAAAAAAACUGGGUGUAUCUUUUCCAUGUUUUUAGUUAUUAGGAUGGAGGAUACUUUUUGGGCUUCCAGACUUUCCUUCUUUCCUUGCCUCCCUGUGUUGUAAUUUGUUGUAAGGCAAGAUUGUCUCACAUGAACAGAAUUCCAAAGACAAUGAAAAUAUAGAUGCCAUCUGUGGAUUUG